AUGUCAAAAGGAACUCAUUUCUUGACUUUCGCUAUCCCAUCCAUCAUCCUCUACUUCUUAGCUUUACUUCAUGUGCUUCCUGUACCCUUGCUGAGCCAGGAGAUAGCUGAUCAAAUCUUACCUGUUCUACCAUUCUGGUUACUCGUCGCGUUCGGUUCAUACUCCCUCUCAUCCCUUGGAUUAGGUCUUGUACGAUUCCACGAUACCCCCGAAGCGUACGAGAGUUUGUUGAGAGAGAUAAGUCAGGCUAAAGAUGAAUUGAGGGAUCAUGGAGUAUCGGUUGAUUAG
Molecule: messenger RNA, 288 nt
Organism: Kwoniella botswanensis
Lineage: Eukaryota; Fungi; Basidiomycota; Tremellomycetes; Tremellales; Cryptococcaceae
Exons: 2
Coding region: 1-288 (95 amino acids)
Biological process (GO): GPI anchor biosynthetic process
Cellular component (GO): endoplasmic reticulum membrane; dolichol-phosphate-mannose synthase complex
Source: RefSeq, a predicted model, not a curated record